GAGCUUGGUGGAGCCGCACGGAGAGAGGCACGGAGACGCAGCAGAGCAUAAGGGCGUCUUCAUCGGAGGGGAAAAGAGAGAUAAAUAAAACAACUUAAAAAAAAGACACACACAGCGACAUACUGGUGGGAAACAAUCGGAAGAGAUAUUGCUUUGCUGCAGGGACAUAAAAUGAAAGGGUUACCUGGCUGUAUUUUGGAUUUGGAGUCUUGCAUUACACCGCUGCGACUUUGACACAAGAGCUGCGCAGGCAGAGUCUCUAGGAGUUGUCUGUUGGAGGGAUUUCAGGCACCACGGAUCAAACUUGAGUUGGACAUCCAGGAACCAGUCAGGGAGUAAGCUAAACUACCUACCUACUGCUCUCACUGAAAAGGAAGACGCUAAAGCACCACUGCCACCAUGGAUGAGGAACAGUGCUACUACAAUGAGACCAUCGCCUUCUUCUACAACCGCAGCGGCAAGCACCUUGCUUCUGACUGGAACACCGUCAGCAGGCUGGUGAUGGGCCUGGGCAUCACUGUGUGCAUCUUCAUCAUGCUCGCCAACCUCCUGGUGAUGAUCGCCAUCUACGUCAACAGGAGAUUCCACUUCCCCAUCUACUACCUGAUGGCCAACCUGGCAGCUGCUGACUUCUUUGCUGGACUGGCCUACUUCUACUUGAUGUUCAACACGGGACCAAACACGAGGCGUCUGACUGUUUCCACGUGGCUGCUCCGCCAAGGCCUAAUUGACACCAGCCUGACGGCGUCUGUGGCCAACUUGCUUGCCAUCGCCAUCGAGCGCCACAUCACCGUGUUCCGCAUGCAGCUACACACACGUAUGAGCAACCGACGUGUGGUUGUGGUGAUUGUCAUAAUCUGGACCAUGUCCAUAGUAAUGGGGGCCAUCCCCAGUGUGGGCUGGAACUGUAUCUGUAGUAUUAGUACUUGUUCCAACAUGGCACCGCUUUACAGCAACUCCUACCUGGUCUUCUGGGCAGUGUUUAACCUGGUGACGUUUGUUGUCAUGGUGACGCUGUAUGCCCACAUCUUUGUGUAUGUGCGGCAGAGGACCAUGAGGAUGUCACGGCACAGCUCUGGACCACGGCGUAACCGAGAUACCAUGAUGUCUCUGCUGAAAACCGUGGUGAUUGUGUUGGGGGCGUUCAUUGUCUGCUGGACGCCCGGCUUGGUCAUCCUCCUCCUUGACGUCUUCUGCGCAAGCUGCAACGUCCUCACCUACGAAAAGUUCUUCCUACUUCUCGCCGAGUUCAACUCGGCCAUGAACCCCAUCAUCUACUCCUACCGUGACAAGGAGAUGAGCGCCACCUUCAGGCAGAUUCUGUGCUGCCAGCGCCAGGAGAACGUCAACGGAACGGCCGCGGAGGGAUCUGACCGGUCGGCGUCAUCCAUCAACCAUACGGUGCUCAGCGGCAGCGGUAUGCACCACCAUCACCACCACCACAACGAACACUCAGUAGUAUAAAGGAGGGCUGGAUGUCAUGGAGAUUAAUCCAAACCGAAGGGGUUAAUCUCUUUUCUAAAUAGUGACUGAUAAAGGUUUAAAUGGAGGUAUGGGAAGGUCAAGAGGGACUGCGAACAUGAUAUGAACGAAAGACAGCAACGUGAUAAAUGUGAGGAGGAAGAUUAGUGAGCGGAUUGGAUGAUGAGUUGGAUGAGAUCAUAAUGAGGAAGAGAACGGCAACUAUGAAGAAAGAUGAGAAGACUUCAUGUCUGUGUGGAGAAAGAAACGCAGGAGUGAGUCUGAUCUCCAAGGACUCUGAUAGGCUGUUAGUAUUUUUGUUUAGUUGUUUAUUUUUUUGUGUUAAAUGUGUUGUUACAGGCAAUGCUGAUAUGAACUAUUUAAAAGUAAUCUGUGAAAUGAAGGUAAUGCCAGUAUAACCCAUCCUCUUUCUCCAGUCUUUUCUCACUUUGUAUCCUGUAGUGAUAGGUUUUAUCCUGGAUUACAUCCAUCCGAAGACUAAUUCAUAUUAGUUGCAACAUUUUGGGGUGAGACCCCAGAUUUAAAACACUAUUUAAGACUUCAAUUCUGUGGAAAUUCAAACCGACAUGUGUCGUUUUGUGCUUAGGACAUGUAACUGAAUGUUAAUACAUGCUAUUUCCAGCAGCUUUAACUUUAAAAUGACCUUGUGGAGAGUCAAGGGCGGUUUUUGAUAGUGUUUGGACCUAUUUCCACUGUAGACACCAAAGUGACAAAUUCAUUAAUUGUCACUUCCACUGCUUAUAAAUCGAAUAAAUAUGUAAAUAUAUUUGACAUGUUUAGCCACUUACCAAAAAUACUGCAGUGCUGUUCUACCCAGCGUUUAAGUAACCAGAGCCACUGUCCUUUUCCACAUUAGACUCAUCACUCACUUUUAAAUGACAAGUGACAUUACAAACUAAAUACGACGGCGACUCAUUAUUCUACCGACUAUCCUCUUCCACUAAAACGCUUUUGUGAAUCCAUCCCAUCAGUUUCUCCUUAAAUACAUUGAGGGACUCCAAGAUCUGCAGGAAAUCCUGAGUUGUUUAUUCUCUCAAAGGAAUUAAAGACAAGUUGUUCCAGGGACCUUACCAGAAAAGAGGAGGAGGAUGUUUGCAGUUUUAGAGCAGGCUCUGCGCCACAGUGUUAUGUGGAGACAAGGUGAAGGUCGUAUCUGGUGAGUGUUAACAGACUUCAGAUUAUGACAUGAAAGGUGCUGAGUUGUCUGCCUCUCAUGGCUUUACCCAGUGUCUCUGUGUCCACGAGGCUGACAGAGAAAAAGAGGAAGGAGGUUGGGAAAGUAAAGAGAAUGGGAAACAAUAUUCAGUGGUCUGUGAAAUUUCCCCCUGGUCGUUCUGAAACUGAAAAUGACUGUAAACCAAGAAAAAUUUGAAUUCUUUAUAGCAUUGAGAGGGUUGACAAAAGGUGGGGCUGUUAUGCCUUUUCAUUUCUAAAUCACUUUUCUUUUAGGGACUCAUGAACUGCAGAACCGCAGUCUAAUAGGUGUGCAUGGCUUCAACAAACACUUCGAGGAAAGUACUGAAAAAUACUUUUAUUAUUAACCAGAAAAUGAAUGGUGAUGUGAGGUAAUAACAGAUACCCAUCAUUAUGUCACCAUAUCAGAUAGUUGGGGUUAUGAUUAUGUUGAUGUACACCAUACCACAACAUUGAGCAUUUUUGUCAGUCAAUACUUCUUUAAAGGUCUACUGACAACAAUGUCGUAUUACAGUUUACUCUUAUGAUAACACUCAAAGCCUUUAGGGUGUUUUUCUUAAUGAAUGAACUUAGUGAGAGGUGAGCCAGAGUUGAGCCGAUGCAGUGUUGAAUGGUGUUAUAUUAUUUCCACAAGUGCACUCCCUGACUUCUGCCAUUAGCUUGUGAUUGUGUGCCAGCUGAAAGUCAGCGCGGUGAUUCUAUGACGUGCAUUGUUAAAAAUUACCAGCUGAACGUUUUGUCGUGACUUGAAUCAAAACACUCUUUGGCCAGAAUACACAGACAGAGCUCCCAACAGCUGACAGCAAAGUGAGAAACGUGGCCAAAGAUACAGUCAGAUGUUUUCCAGGAAGCGAGAUGUUUGUCAGGGAUUUAGACUGCAACGCUAACAUGAAGUCAGCUGGUAUUCUUCACUGUCAACGUUGCCCACACAUAAGUUCCUAAGCAACAAUCUUCGAUAAAAAAAAUUUUGUUUGCUUUUCUUACGUUUACCCUUUGCAUUUGUCCAUCUUUCACUUCACAAGAGGCCUUACAGGAGUAGUGGCAGCAGGAGUGCCACUCAUUGACCCAACUUUGUCUACCUACAACUCUGGAUCCAACCCUCCAUAUUCCACAUUCACUGUAACCAUUUUUCUAACCAAGUAUUGAUUCAGGUUAUAUAGUGAACCAACUAAACUUUCUGUCUUUGUAUGUCUUUUGUUUACCAUUGAGUCACUCUUUGUAUACCAUUGUAAGUAUAAUGUGUACAGUAUGUAUGUAUAUAAAAUAUAUUAUUCAAUGUUAAUCACCAAAGGGAAAGUGUUUUUGUGUCUGUAAAUUUAACUGUGUUAUGCUCUGUCCAAAUGUACUGUAGGAUUUUGUUUAUGUUUUUAUGUCAUGAGCUCUUUGUAUUAUGACCCUAAUGAAUGAACUUCUUGUAGACGCAAUUACAGUUAUUAACUUGUUUGUGACCCAGAACUCGAUAUCUAUGUUUGCAGUGCCUUCCACUUCUCUUUAAUAAGGAGUAACUUCACACCAGCCUGAAAAGCAGUGAUUUACUGCCUCUUCUGGUUGAAAGUUUCAAGCCAGUUUCACCUCUGACCAUACCCACCAGUGAUGUCAUAGUGUACCGGAGUACACUUGUACAUCACUGCAGCAAGGUGGAACUUAAACCACUGGAAGUCAGCAAUGCCAAGAUUUUCAGGUGGUAUCAAGUUACUCUUUAAGUUUGUGUGUUGCUAACACCGCUGUCUUACAUUUGCCUUAUAGAACAACAAAAAAUAAUGUCAGUGUUGGAGCAAUAUUUCACUUUUGUUGAAAGUUUUCACCAGAAAGCAUGAUUUUUUUGAUAAAAAAGAUACACAACACAACCUCAAAUGUCAAAUGAGUACAAACUCAUAAACACAGUAGUAGUAUAUAUUAUGAGUCAAACCAAUUUCAGAUCCUCAGAUGUGGGUAAUUUCUAAUUGGUGUUUUUUCAGCCAGGAGACACAAUGUUUGGAAAUUCAUUCACACUGGCGGCAUACGACACAAGUCAAAACACCCACACCCUCUGUUUUAUAUGUAAAACCACACAAUCCACUGGCAGUGUCUUGAUUUGCACCAAUCCAUGAUGGUCUGCAGGAAAAAAUAAAUAGAUAAAAAGUUUUAUUACAUUCACUCCCAGAUUGGCAACUGAUGUUUGCUGCAGGCGUCAAGUUAUGCAGCACUACAUGACACAGCUGGUGUGUGUUGCUAUUUCACAUUUAGUCACAUUACACUACUCCAAACAUUACUGUUGAUCCCAAAGAGUAUAAAUGAAAAUAUUCACAUUAGGACUAGUGACUGAUGCUCCGAGCUGUAGGUGUGAAACAUUUUGUUCUUCCAGAGUGAAACAUUGCUUCAAAAUUCUGUUAAAAAAAAAAAGUCAGCCUCAGAUUUAAUAUACCAUGUACCAGUAGUUUGUAGAAAGUAAUUGUGACACAUACUAUCCAUACUGUAGGGGCCAAUAUCAAUGAAUGUCCAGCCAGAGUCAUAGUGUUGAUAUCCCAGCAACAAUAAAAACAUGUGAAAAGUU
Messenger RNA from Seriola dumerili (greater amberjack), 5209 nucleotides. RefSeq names its product lysophosphatidic acid receptor 1 (gene lpar1). Gene Ontology annotation, biological process: phospholipase C-activating G protein-coupled receptor signaling pathway; neurogenesis. The record is from RefSeq and is a predicted model, not a curated record. NCBI's taxonomy places the organism in Eukaryota, Metazoa, Chordata, Actinopteri, Carangiformes, Carangidae. Gene Ontology annotation, molecular function: lysophosphatidic acid receptor activity. Gene Ontology annotation, cellular component: membrane. The transcript is spliced from 3 exons. Bases 400 to 1464 code for a protein of 354 amino acids.